UGGCGCUUCAAAAUUAGCGACCGUCUUGUGACGCAUUCUCGGAUUCACGUGCACAUGUGCAAGCACGAGCCCGCCGACGCUAGUCCUAGCGAUGUGAAGGCGCCUGAUCAAGCAGUGGAGAAGGCCGUGCACCCUCGCGCAGAAUACGAGAACGUCGCUACGACCAGUGACAAGGUCAAGGGCAUCGUGUUCAUCCUGUCGUUGUUCUCGGCCACGUUGGCGAUGGGGUACCUUGUGAUUGUGCCGACGGCCGUGGUGGUGGCGUUCGUGUGUCCAAAGCUCGCAGAGUACAUCUACCGCGUGCUCUUGGGUCACUUUUGCGCGUACUCGUCUGGCGUGUUCGAGUACUUGAGCGGCAUGGAGGUCGUGAUCACGGGCGAAGACGGCGAAACGUUUCACUUCAACGACUUGGACCGUGUGUUCCUCAUUUCCAACCAUCGCACUGAAAUCGACUGGUUGUUGCACUGGAACUUUGCGACGAAAAUCCACGCGCACGACCGCAUCAUGACCAUGCUCAAAGCCGGGUUGCGCCAGAUUCCCAUCUUUGGCGGUGUCCUGCAACUGUUUGGGUUUCCGUUUGUCGAGCGCAAUUGGGUCGAAGAUCAAGCCAAACUAGGUGCGCUCAUCGAGUCGUAUCACUCGCGGAGCUACGGCACAUGGAUGGCCAUGUUCCCCGAAGGCACGGCGCUGUACGACAAGACGCUGCAGGCAAGCCAUGACUUCAAAGCGGCCAACGGCAAGCCCCGGUGCGAUUUUGUGCUGGAGCCGCGGCUCAAGGGCUUCGACUUGUGCGUCGACAAGUUUCGCCCCGAUUACAUCCUCGACAUGACGAUGGCGUUCCCAGAGCUCCGGCGCGGUGUCCGUCCGUCGCCGCUGCGCCUCCUCCAGGGGCUAUUCCCCAAGUCCGUGCACUUUUACGUGCGCAAGUUCACGCUAGAUGAUGUCAUGGCGGCCGACUCGCCCAGCGCGUGGCUUCAAGACCGAUUUGCCGUCAAAGAAGAGAUGCUCUCGGCGUUUUACCAGGCGCCCGACGGCCGCUCGUUCGACAAGCCUGAGGUGCCGCUGCCCAAGUCGAAGCGGCCGUUUCUGAUGGCUCUGGCCCUUGUGGUCACGUCGUCGUGUGCGCUGCCAGUGGUGCUCUGGACCGUCCCGUACUCGGUCACGUACUUGGCGUUGGUCGUGGCCUUCAUGGUCUGGAUUAGUAAACGCUAACGUGUACAGUAUUAAUAAUAAGAAUAUAGUAUUGUCCUAUUCA
Molecule: messenger RNA, 1255 nt
Organism: Aphanomyces astaci
Lineage: Eukaryota; Oomycota; Saprolegniomycetes; Saprolegniales; Verrucalvaceae
Exons: 3
Coding region: 55-1212 (385 amino acids)
Cellular component (GO): endomembrane system
Molecular function (GO): acyltransferase activity
Source: RefSeq, a predicted model, not a curated record